Messenger RNA from Dichomitus squalens LYAD-421 SS1, 786 nucleotides. RefSeq lists its product as uncharacterized. The coding region runs from base 1 to 642 and encodes 213 amino acids. The record is from RefSeq and is a predicted model, not a curated record. The transcript has 4 exons. Lineage: Eukaryota; Fungi; Basidiomycota; Agaricomycetes; Polyporales; Polyporaceae.
AUGCCACGCAUCAUGGAGCCUGUUUCUUUCUCCGAAUUCGACGACGAAGUACUCCGCCCCCCGCCAAACGCUGCCGAGUUCCUGGCCGCUGCAGACGCCAGGACUGCACCUGCUGAAGCAGCACGCGCAGGCGCAGGUGCAGGCGUGGUUGCGGAAGAGGUUGCUGAUGGUCGCAUGGCCGCUCGGCUGAGGGACUACCUCACACAAUUUGAAGAGCGGCUCGGCAAACGCUUCACGCACCUGGAAGAGCUGAUCGACCAACGCUGCACGGCCAUCGACCAACGCCUCGCGGGCACCGACCAAUGCCUCGAUGUCCUAGUCCCUCUCGCUGCGCACAGCACCAUCCUCAUGGCAAAGACCGAGAACCAAUUCCAUCGUGAUCCCGACGACCUGGAGGAGGUGCCUUUCCCGAACGGGCUGCUCCCCUGGGGCAAAACCGUCGAAGGUUCAGCCUCCCAAGGUUCCGUCCGUGCAGAGGUAGAGCUUCCGGCGCUCAGCUCUGUUGGUGCGGUCCACGCGCUGGAUACACCCCAGACAUACGGCUACUUCAGAGGGUACUAUCCGAACGACAGCGUACCCUCGGUGUCCUCUUGCAAGAAACUGAUCCUGCUCGCAAUUGGGCGGCCCUUAGAUGCCCAGUGAAUCGUUGCGUCCGUUCGCACCCUACCUUCGCCACUGUACGCCUAUACACAUCCGAUGUACGAUCGUUCACACCCCGGCCCCGGACAAACAUAUCCUACAGCUGCCUGUUAGUAUCUGUAUCCACGUCUGUAAUCCCUAGAAAUU